Messenger RNA from Stylophora pistillata, 909 nucleotides. Its product is annotated as adenosine receptor A3-like. Gene Ontology annotation, biological process: G protein-coupled receptor signaling pathway. Lineage: Eukaryota; Metazoa; Cnidaria; Anthozoa; Scleractinia; Pocilloporidae. Gene Ontology annotation, molecular function: G protein-coupled receptor activity. The record is from RefSeq and is a predicted model, not a curated record. Gene Ontology annotation, cellular component: membrane.
AUGGGCACGUUUGAAGAAGAAUGCAAGAGGCGACUGAACGAAGUUGCCAAAACGGUCUCCCUUAAUAAUCAAUUGAUGUGGUCACUUUGUGUGUUCUACUUCGCCUUUUCUCCGGUGGCGAUUGUUGGAAAUGUCCUUGCAAUACGAGCCAUAUUUAAAGCCGUAUCGCUACCACCUACAUUCAAAAAACUACUUCUAAGUCUUGCUGUCUCUGACCUUGCAGUGGGAUUAUUUUUACAACCGAUUUACGGCGCUAUCAUUGCGCUGCAUUUGAGUAAGAGGAGCAGUCAGUUCUUGUGUCCUACUGUUCUGACGAUUCAACUAUUCUUUACGUUUUUGGUGGCAGGUGCAUCUUUCAUGACUGUCACCGCCAUUGCACUGGACAGACUUCUCGCCGUGUAUUUACACCUGAGGUAUCAAGAGCUCGUAACGCCAAAGCGAGUAGGAAUUAUUUUUCUUCUACUUUGGAUAGCUGCAGCUUUUGGAGCAUCAGUGUCUAUCUUACUGCGGUCGAACCUUUCUGACUUGAUCACUGUUAUAAUUGAACUAGUGGGAUUUGCUAUCGCAACCGUGGCAUAUCUUUAUCUUUACAGAGUCGUUCGAUAUCAUCAGAAUCAAAUUCAAACUCAGUGCCAGGUUCAAGAGCAAAAUGCUGUCCAAUUAUCUAGAGAGAAGUCAGCUCUGAAUACCUUCUACGUGUAUGUCGUUUUUCUUAUCUGUUACCUUCCACUGUUAUUAUCAAGUACUCUUUUGAUGGUAAAUCACUCAAACACAUCGUUCCAAGUCGCCUACAACAUGUCUGGUUUCUUGGUUUUCCUCAAUUCGUCUUUAAAUCCAUUUGUGUAUUGUUGGAGAUAUCAAAGUUGCAAAUAUCAUGCUUUUUAUCUAUACGCUAUUGACAGCCCUUAA